Galeopterus variegatus (Sunda flying lemur) is the source of this 339-nucleotide messenger RNA. Its product is annotated as bromodomain-containing protein 4A-like. The transcript is spliced from 2 exons. The record is from RefSeq and is a predicted model, not a curated record. Bases 1 to 339 code for a protein of 112 amino acids. Lineage: Eukaryota; Metazoa; Chordata; Mammalia; Dermoptera; Cynocephalidae.
AUGCCCACUCCCAACCUGGAGAAGCCUAAACCCCUGCACCCCACCCUCAGCCCCACAAGGUCCCUGAGAAUCUGGCCUCACUGGUGGGCCUGUCCUGGGCCAUUGUUGGCAAUCCGGGGUCCUGUCCCUUGCUGCUGCAUCUCUGCCUCCCUGGUAAGAGAUGUUUCUUUCUUCUUCCUACCGCAGGAGAGUAGGUGUCAGCAAGUGAACUCCCUGCAGGAACAACUGCAGGAAGAAGAAGAAGAAAAAAAAAAAAAAAAAAAAAAAAAACCCAAAAAAAAAAAAAAAAAAAAAAAAAAAAAAAAAAAAAAGAAAAACCCAUAUAGAACAAAAGCCUAA